AUGGCAAGUGCGACGAAGUUCGACCCAGAGCCUCAAGCUCUAGACCUGUCCACUAAAUCGCGGACCGUGUCCGAAUCCUCCGAGGCGACAGAAGAUUCUAGGAAAAACAAGCGUAAGCUGCAGGAGCCUCGGAGACGCACAACUGACUUUAGCGUAAAGAGGUUAUGUCAAAGCCCACCAAGCCCAGCCAGAGCCAGCCCAGGGUAUGAGCAGAGGGCGACGAUUAUUUCACGUGCGGGGGAGACAGUUAAAGGCACGGUAGUCCCUGGGGGCCACGUUGGACAAGCAACCAUACCCUCACCAGCACACUCAGGCCCUACGCCCCCAAGUCACCCCGGAUCGUUAAGUCCAGAUUCUCUGUGUCGGGUACCUCCGUAUCCCGGGGGAUGGCCGUUCCAGUUUUAUCUUCCGCCGCAGUAUGCUGGCAUGUACGGAUACCCCCACCCUGCACUUCUUUCCACAAUGAAUCUAUUCCAAAGGAGCAUAGCACCUCCAAACGAUAAAAGUGCUGAGGGCGAGUCGUCGCGUGCUACGGGACGGUCGCAGUCGACGUCUAGCGCUUCCAAUUCAGCUGCGGUGGAGACGGCAAGGACUACGUAUCCUGCAGCAGACGCCGGUGAAGAUGACGAGGCUGAAGAUUAUGACGACGACUUAGGGUUAAAACACGGCUCAAGACGACGGAAAAAUUACAAAAAUAUGACGCGAGAGAGGCGCGUGGAGGCCAAUGCCCGCGAACGCACGCGCGUACACACGAUAAGCGCAGCAUUUGAGAGACUACGCAGAGCUGUGCCGUCGUAUUCCAAUAACCAAAAACUUUCAAAACUAGCAAUUUUGCGAAUAGCUUGUAGUUAUAUCUUGUCUCUGGCCCGCUUGGCCGAUAUGGAUUAUAGCGAAGACCAAAAAGGAUUGAACUUUCAGGAAUGUGUAGAACUGUGUACGAAAACUAUCAAUGCAGAGGGGAGAGCGAGACGACGACAUUGA
Lingula anatina is the source of this 981-nucleotide messenger RNA. Its product is annotated as protein atonal homolog 8-like. NCBI's taxonomy places the organism in Eukaryota, Metazoa, Brachiopoda, Lingulata, Lingulida, Lingulidae. The record is from RefSeq and is a predicted model, not a curated record.